This is a messenger RNA of Pieris rapae (cabbage white), 1726 nucleotides long. It is a transcript of the gene Ldh, whose product is annotated as L-lactate dehydrogenase. The coding region runs from base 286 to 1281 and encodes 331 amino acids. Gene Ontology annotation, biological process: carboxylic acid metabolic process. The record is from RefSeq and is a predicted model, not a curated record. Gene Ontology annotation, cellular component: cytoplasm. NCBI's taxonomy places the organism in Eukaryota, Metazoa, Arthropoda, Insecta, Lepidoptera, Pieridae. Gene Ontology annotation, molecular function: L-lactate dehydrogenase (NAD+) activity. The transcript has 7 exons.
UCAAGUGUUUGAAACUAUCUACAUUGCAUACGAAUAAACCAUUUCGUAAAUCGUCCUGUAUCAAUUGGUCGAGUGUGUAGGAAAUUCAACCGAGUUUAUUCGUAAUUUAGGUAGAUUUUGGAGGACAGUGCAGUAUUUAUUCGGGCAUGCGUGGUGGCGUGGCUUCUAAAACGGAUUGUAGAAGGUCACCUUGAAUAAACACGCCGGCCGGUUCGCAGCUGGUGUCUCUACAUCUUCAGACGCCACCACUACGUGACCUGCCGCACGAGACUUUCUACCUCCAAAAUGGCGACAAUACUGAAGCUGUUUCAAACGCUCCAGCCCAAGCAGGAAGACACUGGCAGUAAGAUAACCGUCGUUGGAGCUGGUCAAGUCGGUAUGGCUGCGGUCUUCUCGAUGCUUACGCAGGGAGUUUCAAACAACUUAGCUAUUGUAGAUGUGAUGGCGGAAAAGCUUCGAGGAGAAAUGCUGGAUCUUCAACAUGGAUCAGCUUUUAUGAAUAAUGCCAAGAUUAAUGCUAGCACCGAUUAUGCAAUUACUGCUGGGUCAAAGAUUUGUGUGGUGACGGCUGGUGUCCGGCAACGAGAAGGAGAGACUCGGCUUGAUCUGGUGCAGAGAAAUACUGACAUCUUAAAAGUCAUCAUCCCAAAACUGCUACAGUAUAGUCCUGACACAAUCUUCCUAAUUGCCAGUAAUCCGGUAGAUAUAUUGACUUACGUCACGUGGAAAAUCAGCGGGCUCCCAAAGCAUAGAGUUAUUGGUUCGGGAACGAACCUGGAUUCUGCAAGAUUCAGAUAUCUUCUCUCUGAAAGACUCUCUAUCGCAACCACCUCCUGCCACGGUUAUAUUAUUGGAGAGCACGGAGACAGUAGUGUGCCAGUUUGGUCGGGUGUCAACAUCGCUGGUGUUAGACUCAGUGAUAUGAAUCCUGAGAUCGGAACUGACAAAGACUCUGAAGGCUGGAAAGAUAUCCAUGAUAUGGUAGUAAAAAGUGCGUACGAAGUUAUCAAAUUGAAGGGAUACACAUCAUGGGCCAUUGGACUCUCGAUUUCGCAGUUGUGUCAUGCUAUACUAACAAACGCAAAUAGUGUACACGCAGUGACAACAUAUGUGAAGGGUGAACAUGGAAUCGAACAAGACGUGUUUUUGUCUCUGCCAUGCGUUUUGGGGUCUAGUGGAGUAUCGGAUGUGAUACGACAACGUUUGACCGAAAAUGAACAAACCCAAUUUCGCAAAUCGGCCGAAAUUAUGGCAAAAGUUCAGGCAGGAAUAAAGUUUUGAUUUGACAUCAAAGUUUGUGUCUUAAAUUAUUCAAUGUGACGUGUUCGAUGUUGUGACUGUUUGGCUUAUACACGGAAUGUGAUAAGCGAUAUUUUUUAUUCUUAUUGUCUCUUGCAUUUAAUGAUUAUAAAAUAUGUUUAGAGUCAUUUUAAUAGAGAUAUUAUAUUAAAAUCUUUUUUAUACGUUUGAGUUGUUGAGAAUUUGAAGUGGAUUUAUAAUUACAUCUAACUGUACUGAUUUUAUUAAGUAUUUUGACAAAUAUUCGGGAUAUUUGAAUAUAAUUUUAUUUUAAUGUUUAAUGGACCUCAACACUAUUAUAAUAUUAUUAAUUUAAUUAAUAAGCCAAAGUAGGUUUUGUAAUUUUGAUAUGCUUUAACAUCUCUUUUUGUAUUUAAAAAUUACUUAAUAGGCACAUGCUAUCUGUAAUAAAUGUUGGAAAAUACAA